UGGAGAAACAGAAAGUUAAAAGGAACAGGCUGGAUGGUUGAUCAGUAUCUUGGUCAUAAAAGAGCUGUGGUGGGAAUAUUCAGCACCAUUAUCGUGCUGUUUCUGAAUUUGCAUGCUGAAUGAGUGCAACGCAACAAAAACAAAAUGUGUGGAGUGAAAUGCAUCACUUUUAUGCUGUGGGUUUAUAUUCUCAAUGUAAUAACUGGAGAAAACAAUUCAAAAAUGGAAUUAACUCCGUUAAGUCCAGUGAUUCAUGUUGGUGAGGAUUUGGAGAUUACCUGUCGAGUGACUGAUUGUCCGGUUAAUGUGACCUUCACGUGGACAUCUGCAACAGACAAAUUUCUUAAUGCAGAAAUUAAAAAUGAGCAUACUGUUUCCCAUCUGCUGAUCAGGAACAUUUCUGUUAUACACAGUGAAACUGUCGUGUGCAAAUCUUCAUGUGAAGGAAAACCCCUACAGAAAACUUCAAAAAUAAAGAUCUUCUCAUUUCCAGAAGAUCCCGUACUGCCCAAAAUCGAGAGUCUCAUUGCAAACCAAGAAAAGAAGCUCAUCUGCACAGUCCACAACAUUUACCCUUUGGAAAUGUUUCACAUUGAGUGGUUUCGUGGAGAUAAAUCCCUCCAUAAGGAAGAACUUGAUUCAAAACAUUCAGACCAUGUUCAGAAUUAUUCGUCUGUGUUCAAUUACACACCUUCAGUCGAUCAUCUAGGCAAGAAUAUUAGUUGCAAGGCAACCCUGGAUCUCAAUCAUUGGAACAAAACAACAACUGCUGAAUAUGGUCCAGGGACUGUGACAGUUUCCAGCAAUAAUACCAUGGUAAAGCUUGGCGAUCAUUUGGAGAUAACAUGUCAUGCAGACGGAAACCCCAAGCCGACAAUCUUGUGGUGGAAACUGGGGGAGACUGAGCCUGAACAGCAGAGCCAGAACCACAAGCUCAUAAUAAGUAAUGCUUCCUGGUCUCAAGCAGGUUGGUAUCGGUGUAAUGCAAGCAAUAACGUGGGAAGCCAGCAAAUGAGUGUAAACAUCAUUGUUGUAGGUCCUCCAAACAUCCCCAAAAUCCAGUUAAGCCAUGGAGGAGAGCUGAAAGAAGGAGAGAACUUAAGCAUAUUCUGUUCUUCAGACGGCGGGCCAGCAGAACUGAAACUGUACAGACAGUCCCAGAGCGCAGCGACAGGAGUGAGGAAUGACUCAGCUGUGCUUUUAAACAUCUCAUCAAUCCAGAUAACAGAUGCAGGGAUUUACAUCUGUGAAGCAAAAAAUGACUUUGGCACUGAGAGAAGCACAAUGAACAUUACAGUCAAGGCACAGCAUAGCAUCUCGAGAAAUCCAGACCUGCCUGUCGCUAUUCUGCCGGCUGUGGGGUCAGUGUCGCUGUUGACCGCUGCUGGACUGCUGAUCCGACACUGCAGAAAGCAAGCCAGGAGCAACAUCAGUACAAUCCUCUAAACAGAUGAAGAGCACAUUAAGAAAAUGAAGUGCUUUUCUGCUGAAAGGAACAUUCACCUUGACAUUAUGUAUAUUAAGCUUACUGACCAGUCAGUCAAAAGCUGCAUUUUCUGUAUUUAGUAAUUUUGUGGCUAACAGUGUUAUUUUCUUAUAAAAUUAAUACUUGAUAGAUCAUCUCAAAACACAGUGUACAUGCAGUUGCACAAAUGGUCAAAAGUUUCUAAGUUUCUGCAUCUAUUUGAUUAAAAAUACGGUUGAUUAAAACAGCACUAAUUCUUUGGUAAUAAUGAACAAUAAUGAAUUGGUGCUCAUAAAACAUUUCUUCUGGUUCUUCUCAUUAUUAACAGUUUAAAAAGCUUGGGACACACAGGAAACUCAUUUCAAAUUCUGAUCCAUGCAGACUUUUCCUUUUCCUUUUCCUCCAAAAAAAUUGCAACAAUGGUUUUGGGUAAACUUAACCUGUUAACUGUUUUAUGCAUUGUCCAUUCUUUUCCUGUUUCUGUUAUCGGUCUAUCAAUCUUCCAGUUUCUUCAGGAAGUCCCAUUCCUGACCCAGCACUGUACUGUAGGUGUUGAAAUGUAUUGCUGCCUGCUGUUUAAUGCAGAGUGCAUAUCGUGCUUCAAAACAACAAAUGCCAUUUAAGAAGGUCUUGAUUAAAAUUGCUACAGUGGAAAUAUUGCAAACAUCGACAAUCCCAACAUGCUAAAAUUGGACUGGCUACAUGAACGGAGUAGAAAAUAAAAUGUUUUCUAAUGUUUGUCCUUGUUAUUUUGUCUAUAAUGGUUGUAAAA
Messenger RNA from Carassius auratus (goldfish), 2237 nucleotides. It is a transcript of the gene vcam1a, whose product is annotated as vascular cell adhesion molecule 1a. Bases 145 to 1446 code for a protein of 433 amino acids. Gene Ontology annotation, molecular function: integrin binding. Gene Ontology annotation, biological process: cell adhesion. The record is from RefSeq and is a predicted model, not a curated record. Lineage: Eukaryota; Metazoa; Chordata; Actinopteri; Cypriniformes; Cyprinidae. Gene Ontology annotation, cellular component: plasma membrane. The transcript has 6 exons.